CCUUUUUCUCCACUCCUUCUUCAGACCUUGAUAUUUACGAGCCUACUUCUGAAGUUGAGACGUCAAUUUUAGCAAGUUCAAACUCUAUAAACACUCAUAAAAAACGUAAAAGUAAAAAUUAUCAAAUAUGUAAAAAUCUCAAUAAUACUAAUAAAAAGCCUUAUUCUUAUAGUCGUAAAGGAGGUACAACUACAAACAUG
Scutellospora calospora is the source of this 200-nucleotide messenger RNA. NCBI's taxonomy places the organism in Eukaryota, Fungi, Glomeromycota, Glomeromycetes, Diversisporales, Gigasporaceae. The record is from the annotation of a GenBank genome assembly.